AUGACCUUGCAGCUUCUUCGAUCUGCAAGUGAGGCUUCGUCCCUCUUCGACACACACGCUCUUCAAGCGCGCCAAACCGAACGGAUUCAAAUUGACGUCUCUCGCUCCACUGCUCAGCUAGCCGAGGCUAUCAAACAGAUGACGGCCUCAACACACGAGGAGAUGCGCAAGAUCAACGAAACGGCCACGACGCUGAAGAUCAGCCUUUCGGAAACCUCUGACCUACGCACUCCUUCCGAGUUUAUGAGCGGAGGGCUUCGCGCGCUUUUCUCAUUCUCACGGGACUUCGACGCUUUAACGACGCCUCAUAGCUUCGACCUCCAUCCGAUCGUCCAGCUUAGUCUUCUCUUUUUCCGACUUCUCGUGUUUCUGAUGCGAGGCUUGCUGUCGUCUCCUACGAUCAUGUUCAUCUUAUUCUGCACCUUUGCGAUUCGCAUGAUUAUACACAGGAUUUUUGUACCCACCGCGAUUGAUCCGCGGACAACCGCUAGAACAAGUACAUUCCAGAUGUUUGACGCGAGCGGUGCCUCGGUUCCAUUCCGCGCAAGCCGAUUCGAGGACAGUGGUGCGCUCGCGGAUGUCAAGAAUACCAGAUAG
Heterobasidion irregulare TC 32-1 is the source of this 597-nucleotide messenger RNA. RefSeq lists its product as uncharacterized. The coding region runs from base 1 to 597 and encodes 198 amino acids. The record is from RefSeq and is a predicted model, not a curated record. The transcript is spliced from 4 exons. NCBI's taxonomy places the organism in Eukaryota, Fungi, Basidiomycota, Agaricomycetes, Russulales, Bondarzewiaceae.